Molecule: messenger RNA, 1788 nt
Organism: Bombyx mandarina (wild silkworm)
Lineage: Eukaryota; Metazoa; Arthropoda; Insecta; Lepidoptera; Bombycidae
Product: esterase FE4-like
Source: RefSeq, a predicted model, not a curated record
UACGAUUAAUAAUAACGCAGGUAUAUGUAUUAAGUUAAUUUCAUUUAACAAAAAACUGAUUAACGAAUAUUAAUCAGGUAAAAUUCCUGGUUAAUGGUGUGGUAAACAGCGGUAGUCGCCGGUGCUCUUACAAGCGACGGACCACAAUGGUUAUCUUCAGGCGAUACAACAAUACAGCAAUGCACACACGUUCUACACUAGCAUUGCACUGCGUUCGGGUUAGUUGGAACCCCCUAAAAUAUAGACACUGGUCAAUUUCAGAUCAAUCUUGACUAUGACCAAAUAAAGCUAAUGAAAGUAACUCUCAGAAAAAAAUUGUGCUUGCGAAACACAAAAUCAGAGCAUAUCAUUAAAAUAUAUUUGAAAUUUGAAAAUCCACGAGUAUCUGGAAAUCCCUACCAUAUUGCAUGAAGUUAAACAAUACUCCGCCAAGUAUAAGAACUCUUGACAGCACACCCAAACCCGUUGUCCGGUAUGCUCUUGCAUCCAAAUCUGGUUAGAAGACUCAAGAGAGUUACUCUAAUAAGAUACAAAAUGUCAUGCAUAGUGCAAGUUGAGCAGGGCUUAUUGGAGGGAACGAAGCGUCAGAGCUGCCGUGGUCAGUAUUACAAUAGUUUUGAGGGAAUACCGUAUGCGAAGCCACCUAUUGGAAAGCUAAGAUUUAGUAAUCCACAAGAACCCGAUCAAUGGAAAGGAAUACGUAGCGCAAAAAGUCCCUCAAACAAAUGCGCCCAAUUAAAUCCUUAUUCUAACUCAGCGUUAGUAGGUUCGGAAGACUGUUUGUACUUAAACAUUUACACGCCUAGUUUGCCAGCUGAAAAACUCGAGAAAUUACCAGUAAUCUUCUUCGUCCACGGCGGUCGUUUGAUUGUAGGCUACGGAGAUUAUUAUACACCGGAUUAUUUGAUUAAAAACGAUGUCAUUUUAGUAACGUUAAAUUACAGGUUAAAUGUGUUAGGAUUUUUGUGUUUGAAUUUACCGGAAGCACCUGGUAACGUUGGAAUUAAGGACACCGUCUACGCAUUACGUUGGGUCGGUAGAAAUAUUUCUCGUUUUAAUGGCAACCCUGGCAAUAUAACAGUUUUCGGUGAAAGCGCCGGUGGGGCCAUUGUAUCUUCGUACUUAACCUCAAAGAUGACUGUUGGUCUUUUUAGUAAGGUUAUUGCGCAGUCCGGAAAUUCAAUAGCUGAUUUUUUUGUGAUUAACGAGGAUCCUAUUGAGAAAGCGAUAAAAUUGGCGUCAGUUUUAGGCAAGGAUUUGAAAGAUCAACGGUCUUUAUACGAGUUCUUAGUACAGGUUCCGUUAGUAGAUUUGGUGAAUGCGUUUACCCAGCUAGAACUGAGUCGGCCGCCUAGUAUUAUCAAUGCGUAUUUCUUACCGGUCGUCGAGAAAAAGUUCGAUAACGUCGAAUGUUUUUUCGAGGAACAUCCCAUAGUGUCCAUUAAGAAUAAUAGGGUACAAAAAGUGCCCGUAAUAACAGGUUAUGUCACUUACGAAUCGGCGCUGUUCGUCCAAAAAGACGACUCUGGUAAGAUCGUAUAUGUAGACGACUUUCAUAAUUUUAUCCCUCGAUUCUUGGGUGUCGAAGAGAGCACGGAAAGAUCUAGAGUUUUCCAGAAGAAACUACGCGAAUUCUAUUUUGCGGGCCGGGAAUUGAAUGACGAUUUGAAGAUUGAUUAUUUGGUAAUGAUCACGGACGUGUAUUUCGUUAGGGAUAUCAUUUAUUUCGCUGAAUUACUAUCGAAACACAAUCCUGAGGUGUAUCUAUAUGAAUUCGGUUUUGACGGC